Molecule: messenger RNA, 921 nt
Organism: Brassica napus (rape)
Lineage: Eukaryota; Viridiplantae; Streptophyta; Magnoliopsida; Brassicales; Brassicaceae
Exons: 1
Coding region: 1-921 (306 amino acids)
Source: RefSeq, a predicted model, not a curated record
AUGAGGGACACUGGACUAGGGUCAUGGGUUUGGCGUAAGAUUCUGAAGUAUAGGAACCUAGCAAAGCAGUUCAUCCGUAUGGACAUAGGGAAUGGUCAGUCAGUGAGGUUUUGGUCGGAUCUCUGGCACCCUGCAGGAAGACUGAUAGAGAUUACUGGGGAGAUUGGAACGCAAAAGCUUGGCAUAGGGAGAAACGCAAGAAUUUGUGAUGUGUAUAGAGAUGGAGAUUGGAGGUUUCGGGCCUGUCGGGAUCAACAAUUACAGCAACUGGUACAUGCGAUUCACCAGUUUCCCAUCGAACUAAAUGCUGAGGCUGCUGAUGGGGCUUUGUGGAAAAAUGGACCUGAUGAUUAUGGGGAUAGGUUCAUCGCCUCGAGUACUUGGCACCAGAUCAGACAGCGUAAGGAAAAUCUGCAAUGGAGUAAGCUUGUGUGGUUCUCGCAAGGAGUUCCCCGCUACGCUUUCAUUACCUGGCUAGCUUUCCGUGACAGACUGGCUACAGGCCAUCGAACUAGUAAAUGGGGCCAACCACAAUGUUGCUUGUUUUGUGGUGAACCGGAUGAGACCAGGGAGCAUUUGUUUUUCGCAUGUCCCUAUACCUACACGUUGUGGCUGAAAGUUGUGGGUAAUUUGUUUGGAGAUGAGCCAGACCUGGACUGGGAUAUCACAGUUUCGAUCUUGCUCACACGGAGGUAUGAUCGCAUCACUUUCAUCUUGCUGCGACUGGUUCUGCAGGUCACUAUAUACUCAGUUUGGAGGGAGAGGAAUGAUCGACGGCAUAACAGCACUGCAAAGUCUGUGGACCAGUUGGGUCGCAUCAUCGACAAAACAAUGAGAAGCUGCAUAAUGUCAACGAAGUACUACUUGAAACCGAAACUGCAGGGGCUGAUGCAACGUUGGUUUACGGCUCAUAUGCCUUAA